Messenger RNA from Daktulosphaira vitifoliae (grape phylloxera), 2097 nucleotides. It is a transcript of the gene Orc5, whose product is annotated as origin recognition complex subunit 5. The coding region runs from base 169 to 1482 and encodes 437 amino acids. The record is from RefSeq and is a predicted model, not a curated record. Gene Ontology annotation, cellular component: nuclear origin of replication recognition complex; nucleus. Gene Ontology annotation, biological process: DNA replication; DNA replication initiation. Gene Ontology annotation, molecular function: DNA replication origin binding. The transcript has 9 exons. NCBI's taxonomy places the organism in Eukaryota, Metazoa, Arthropoda, Insecta, Hemiptera, Phylloxeridae.
UAUGCAAAGAAGUAUUGUGGUUCCCGUCCGCAUUUUGCAUUGAAAUCACCUAUUACAAUCUUUAUCACGUUCCCAGUAAUGCCCUCAUAUGUAUCAGUUAGUUCGUCGUAGAAGGCAUCUUUCACAUUAUCAUCUUUUACUUCCAUACUGGAUUAAACUCUUUAAUGUAUGGUACUAAUGUUCUAUGGACUGCAAAACCACUACCGAAGUGAUGUGUAUUUUCCAUUCCAGAGAAGAAAAUUGUGUACUCUCCAAUUGUUAGUUGUCCUACUCCCAACCAUCUUAUUUCUUGAUGAUGAAGUAUUACCUCCUUGUAUAUUUGUGCAUGGCCUUGCUUCAACUGGUAAAACUAGUUUAAUUAACCGUUUUUUAUUUUAUUUAAAAAAAGAAAGAUCUGUUAAUGUAUCAAUUAUAAAUUGUGUAUGUUGUUACUCUCCUAGAUAUUUGUUUGAACCAAUACUGAAAGAUUUAUUAGAAACAAAAAAUAUUGAUUUAUCAUAUCAUUGUGAAACAUUUAUGCAGUUCUUAAAUGCAUUGAAAAAUUCCAAUGUUCAAAAUGAGAAAACAAUCAUAGUAUUAGAUAAAUGUGAAGUAUUGGAAUAUGAACAAAUUAUGGUAUUUUCAAAAUUACAAGAAUUAAUCCAAAGUUUUCAGCUUUGUGUAAUACUUAUUAGUCAAGUAUCACCAGCAAAAUUUAAUGAUGAUUUUGCCUUCCUACCUGUAAUUUUUGAACAAUUUAAUAGUUCUGAACUUAGUGAAAUAUUAGCAUUAGAUAAUCCAGUGGAAUGGAGUUUGGAUUUUUACAAAAACUUCCUAAAUGUUUUUGUUGGUUCUUUUUAUGGGAAUUGUCGAGAUUUGGUUGAACUAAAACACUUGGCUGAACUAGUGUUUGUAAAAUAUAUUGAACCAAUAAAAGAUGGAUCAUGCAUUGAAUCUAAUCAAAAUUUACUUUAUAGAAAAAUAAGUCCUACAAUUCAAUAUCUAUCCAACUGUGUUUAUUUGGGAACCAGUAUAGAUAGUUUAGACAGUUUGAAUAACGUUAAAUCCAAGUUUGAAAUGAUGGCUUUAGAUUUACCAUAUUAUGCUAAAUAUUUUUUGAUUUCUGCAUACAUUGCUUCAUUUAACUCACCCAAAUAUGAUAGAAGAUUAUUUGUAAAAGGAUCUGAUAAACGUAAAAAAAAACUCAAUAUGUUUAGUUCCAAAAGAACAGAAAAUACUACUAGCGAAUUAGUUGGUCCUAAAAUAUUUUCAUUAGAUAGAUUAUUAGCAAUAUUUUAUGCUAUUAUCGAUGAAAAUACAAGCAUGACAGCCAAUUUAUUAGCUCAGGUUAAUACACUAGCUGAUUUAGGACUUCUUGUACGUCUGGGAGAUGGAAAAUUAGAUACCCCUAAGUAUAAAUGUAGUGUUGGAUAUGAUUGUGUGAAUAACAUUGCUCGGACUGUCAAAUUUAACAUCAAUAAAUAUCUCGUAGAUGGUAAUUAAAUUUUUUUUGUAAUAAUUAUUUACAACUUUUUUCUUAAUUUAAACAAGUUUUAAAAUAAAUGAUAUACUUUAUUAAUUAGAUUUUUUUUUCAAAUUAUUUUAGAUUUUACAUAAAAAAAUAUAAUUUAUUUUUAUUAUAUUUUAUUUUAUAUUUGUAAAUUUUAUUUAAGUAACUAAAUUUAUAUUUUAAUAAAAGACAUUUUUUAAAGUUAUACUAAAAUCCACAUUUGUGUUCAAUACUUUUUUUAUUUUAUUUAUUUUUAUUUUUUAACUUCAAUUACUUAAGGACAAUUGGUUGAUAUAUCUCCAUAAAGGAGAAUGGUAAAUUCAAUUAUUGAAUUGAUAUCUUAAUCAACAAAUAAAGCUACUUGUGACCAAGUUUUAAAUCUGAAAUAGUUUGCGUUAAGUCCUAGUGCAAAUCCCUUCAAUUAAAUAUUUAGUUAUUAAUUUAAUUUAGUUGUUUAGUUGAUUAUUUAAUUAUUAAAAAAGAAAAUUUGUAAUUAACUUGACAUAAUUUUUAAUGUUUUUGUAAAAAUUUUUGAUUAUAAAAUGGUGAAGAUGAAACUUGUAAUUGAUAGUAUUUCAAUUAUACAACCAGUCAACUAAUUUUUUUUU